Molecule: messenger RNA, 1183 nt
Organism: Sphaeramia orbicularis (orbiculate cardinalfish)
Lineage: Eukaryota; Metazoa; Chordata; Actinopteri; Kurtiformes; Apogonidae
Exons: 3
Coding region: 17-1183 (388 amino acids)
Source: RefSeq, a predicted model, not a curated record
UUCUCAUACCAACAACAUGCUGUUCUUCAUCUUCUUAUCAGUUCUGGCUCUGGGUGUCGCAUCUCCUCCAGGUGAUGGUGAAGUGAAGCUACAGCGAGGUGGUUGUCCCAUGUUCUGGUUCAACUUCAACGGACGCUGCUACAAGUAUGUCGCCACCCUGAUGACCUGGGCUGAUGCAGAGCUCCACUGUGUGUCACAGAGGGCCAACCUGGUGUCCAUCCACAGUCUGGAGGAACACAAUUUUGUCAAAACUCUAAUCCAGAAUUAUGACCAUGCUCUGGGAAACACCUGGAUUGGAUUCAGUGACACCCAAAAGGAAGGAGCAUGGAUGUGGUCUGAUGGGUAUCCAGUGGACUUCGUCCUGUGGGACAACGGAGAGCCUAACAAUCACCAGGGAAAUGAAGACUGUGUUAACUUUGGUGACACUUUAAAAUGGAACGAUUAUCCUUGUUCUCGAAGUUUUCCUUCUGUCUGUGCAACUCGUAUUCCCUGCCCAGCCAGUGUAACAGGAUCACCCUCCUGGACACCAGCCCGUCCUAUAAGUGAAUUAAGCGGCUGCUUAUGGUCCCCACAGCCUACAGGGGACCCCAUGGUUACUAAGGGGCCCACAUUAAUUAAUAGCACUGUAGUGAUCAGCUACAACCACAGAUCCAGUCCUCAUCCUGCUCCUGUGACAGAUUCUCACACCAUCAACAUGCUGUUCUUCAUCUUCUUAUCAGUUCUGGCUCUGGGUGUCUCAUCUCCUCCAGAUGAUGGUGAAGUGAAGCUACAGCGAGGAGGUUGUCCCAUGUUCUGGUACGAGUUCAACGGACGCUGCUACAAGUACGUCGCCACACCGAUGACCUGGGCUGAUGCAGAACUCCACUGUGUGUCACAGAGGGCCAACCUGGUGUCCAUCCACAGUCUGGAGGAACACAAAUUUGUCGAAAUUCUGAUCCAGAAUUAUGACCAUGCUCAGAGAGAGAUUUGGAUUGGGCUCAGUGACAUCCAUAAGGAAGGAAAAUGGAUGUGGUCUGAUGGGUGUCCAGUGGACUUUGUCCUGUGGGACAACAGCCAGCCUAACAAUUGGGGGGGAAAUGAACACUGUGGAACCAAAAACUAUGGAGAAAGUUUAAAAUGGAACGAUGGUUAUUGUCCUUCAACUAUUCCUUCUGUCUGUGCCUCUCGUAUUCUCUGCCCGUGA